GCCUGACUAACUAACUAACUAACUAACUAAAUGACCGAAUUUGUCCCUAAUUUAAGCAGAUAUUUAGUUUUAUGAAAUAAAGUGUAUAAAAAAGUAGAAGGAUGAGUGGGACAAACGUCAAAGGGAACGGACACACAGGGGUCAAACAUUAGAAAAACAGAAAGGACACAGCGAGAGAGAGAGAGAGAGAGAAUGUAGUGGGCAGGAGAAAGCAGGAGUCACAGGGAACAAACGCCGACCCCUAAAGGUCAGGGCGCGGUGUGGAAAGGGGCGGAGUCCACCUUCAUUUGGAACAAUGUGAGCCCGUGAUUGACAGGUGAGGGAGGGAUGGGGCGAUCCGGGAGCUCUAUAAAAUAGCACCAUCGGCAACCUGUGGCACUCGUGGAGGAAAUCUCUCGCUCAUACACUCGACUCUACGUUCAGCAGAGGAACUUCUGGAGAUGGCUGACUUCGACGCAGUUCUGAAGUACUGGGGCGCCGUCGAGGGCGACUACAACGGAUUCGGAGGAGAGGUUCUGACCCGUCUGUUCCUGGAGCACCCCGAGACGCAGUCCCUGUUCCCCAAAUUCACCGGGAUCGGGCGCGGCGACUUGGCGGGGAACGCCGCCGUCGCCGCUCACGGCGCCACCGUUCUGAAGAAGCUGGGAGAACUGGUCAAGGCCAAGGGGAAUCACGCCGGCAUCCUGAAACCUCUGGCGACGACCCACGCCAACAACCACAAGAUCGGCAUCAACAACUUCAAGAUGAUCAGCGAGAUCAUCGUCAAGGUAAUGGCGGAGAAGGCCGGGCUGGACGGCGCCGGCCAGGACGCCAUGAGACAGGUUCUGUCCGCCGUCAUCAACGACAUCGACGGCUACUACAAGGAGCUGGGCUUCGCCGGGUAGAGACCCUGACCCUGACCGCGCCGAGCCGGUGAUCGAGUAGCCAGCGAACGUACCCGUCAACCAAUCACAGCGCUUCUAAUUAACUCCGCUUCCGUCUCCGAGAGGGUUCGAACCGCGCUCUAGUGAGCAAGAUCAUCUGAUAGGUCGUGUCGUGUCGUUACGUCAUUAAAUAUAUCAAAGAAUUAAUAGACCCCCCCCAUGACUGCAGCCGCCGCCUCCUGAAACGUGAGUUUUAUUGGCUGGAGUAAAAAAAUAUACGUGGUCUGGGUGAGCUGAGCAGAAAUCCCUCCAUCCGUCUCCAAGAGCCGAAUCGGUUCUUCGUACUUAGCUCGGACCUGAACUUCCGGACCCGGGCACAAAUACCAGCCGUCCACGUGGUCAUCUGUGCUGAUCCGAGUCUAGAACCCGAGAGCUAAACCCAAGUCAUCGUACGAUUAUUUGAUCUGGUGCUUCGCGCUCAGUCGGAUCGCUUCCAUCCGACAAUCCGGCCCUAAAUGAUCACUGGCGGACGACAGAUCCGCCUCAACACCUCGCGGCUCGUUCACCCUCUUCGAUUUUGCGUCGCUAUUAACCCGUCCACGUUUUUACUCGUCCGUUUUGCUCGUCGGUGAUUUAGCGUAACGAUGGAAUGUAUCUGUUAACUCGCUUUUACUCUCUGUGUGAUUAAUACUGAUGAUUAAUAAACGUUUCUCUGAUGAAAUAAAUAAACAAAA
This is a messenger RNA of Trichomycterus rosablanca, 1597 nucleotides long. RefSeq names its product myoglobin (gene mb). Gene Ontology annotation, molecular function: oxygen binding; heme binding. Bases 441 to 884 code for a protein of 147 amino acids. The transcript is spliced from 5 exons. Lineage: Eukaryota; Metazoa; Chordata; Actinopteri; Siluriformes; Trichomycteridae. Gene Ontology annotation, cellular component: extracellular exosome. Gene Ontology annotation, biological process: oxygen transport. The record is from RefSeq and is a predicted model, not a curated record.